Molecule: messenger RNA, 1134 nt
Organism: Fomitopsis serialis
Lineage: Eukaryota; Fungi; Basidiomycota; Agaricomycetes; Polyporales; Fomitopsidaceae
Exons: 4
Coding region: 1-1134 (377 amino acids)
Source: RefSeq, a predicted model, not a curated record
AUGGUCACAGUAUCCCAAGUGCACAACCAGUACUGCUCGUAUCUGGAGGCAUUGUACCUCUACUUCCUCUCGGUGCCGGCAUCGCGCCCCGGCGCCGCUCCGCUUCCCGGACUGCUCCUCGACGUCUAUCUGGUUCGCCAGGCCAGGCGUGCAGCGCAGAUGCUGGCCGACGCGUACAGGAAUCGCCGGACUGUACAGUGGGAUGCGUCGACUCAUCCAUGCACUGUACCGGACGAUGAUGAAUUGGCCGCAGUGCAAUACGAGGACUGCCAGGAUCCGCUUACCAUCGCUGACAAUCAGGGCCGGGUGCUGAUGUGGCACCUUCCCGGCGUGAUCACGGAGGUCUUCCAGGUACGCCAGAAUACAUAUGUCCACCGCCAACUGUCUAUGACCGAGUACAAGAGAGCGAUAUGGCACGCCACAAUCGGUCUCAAUCCACUUCUCUCCCACAAUCGCCCCAAGGCGAGUGCAAGCUGGAGGGAAAAUAUCGAGAAUUUCCGGGAGCCGCAGGAGGGGGACGACCUUAAGCCGGCGUGUGUCGCGUUUUCGCCGGGGUGGUUCUGGCUCGGACACGCUGGCGCCAACGACGUCCCACUGGUCUCUCGCUUGCUCACCGAUCCGAACACCGGCCCCGCCGGUCACAUGUGGUUAGACCAGAUGGCCCAUCCGCAUAUCAUCAUAUCCGGCAUGCUGCGCAUCAUGCAUCCGGAUUUGUAUGACGCCGGUCGUGCCUCUAUUGAAGCUCUGCGAAGCGACCCGGACCGGGCCAGCAUUGUAGAUUUAUGGCACAACCCGUUCAAUGCCCUUUCGGUAAUCACAAACCGAGCGAGCCCGGUUCAUCGGGACAUGCUGUCUCCGAAGGAGUGGUACGACAUCCUGAUGACGAUUGGUGGCGAUCCGAGCAGUACAUCAAGUUUCCGACUUUGGGUCUCCGACUUCCUUACAAAACCGGAACGGUCACCGCAUUCUCGGGCACUCGCCUCCCCCACGAUGUUCCACAGGCGUCGGCGGAGCGGAUAUGUGUGGCAUACUUUAUGCGACGCAAUGUACAUCGCUGGCUGGGAUGCCGGACCGGGAUAUGUGUUGGGCUGGGGGGGAAAUGGGUUUUCUCGUUUGGGCACUCGUAGUGUUUAG